Messenger RNA from Macrosteles quadrilineatus (aster leafhopper), 7998 nucleotides. RefSeq names its product DNA polymerase epsilon catalytic subunit 1 (gene DNApol-epsilon255). The coding region runs from base 360 to 7226 and encodes 2288 amino acids. Gene Ontology annotation, cellular component: nucleus; epsilon DNA polymerase complex. The record is from RefSeq and is a predicted model, not a curated record. Gene Ontology annotation, molecular function: DNA binding; zinc ion binding; nucleotide binding. Gene Ontology annotation, biological process: nucleotide-excision repair, DNA gap filling; DNA replication; base-excision repair, gap-filling. The transcript has 40 exons. Lineage: Eukaryota; Metazoa; Arthropoda; Insecta; Hemiptera; Cicadellidae.
AGCUUUCGCUUUCGCUCUCGUUACUCGUUAGUCGUUCGUUACUCGUUUUCGUUAUCGUUUUAUAGCAACAGAAAGAAUAAAACUUAUAAGCUAACUUUCAGUUUUAUUAGCGAUUUUAGAUUUUAAUUGUUAAUAAUGUAAAGUGAACGAUUCAAUAUUUUACUAACAGUGAUUGAAUUACUAAUUAUUAUAAAAUAAUAUUAUUCCAGCAUAGGGCCUGAAGAUUUAUUUAGGUUAGCACUAGCCAUCACUUUUAAAUGUUUAGAUUAGACAAUUACUUAAUUUAUUACUAAGGAUUCAAAGAUACGACCUACCAGAAAUCCGUUGCAAGUUGAAAUCCUUUUUCAUUUUUUAAGAAGAUGGUUCUUCAAAAUAGUGGUCGUUACAAAUCUGACAAAGGAGAAGUUUCUACAUAUCAUACAAACAGAGAAGAUUCGUCUGAAGUUCGCAUAAAACAAUCUUUGGAGAAUGACUCCAUUGACACAAAAUAUGGUUUUGAUCGUGUUAAGGAUUUCCAAGAAAGAACAGGGUUUCUUAUCAACAUGCAUAGUACUGAGAUCUUGGAUGAAGACAAAAGACUAAUAAGUGCUGUGGAUUAUUAUUUUAUACAAGAAGAUGGGAAUAGAUUUAAAGUCUCUGUUCCAUUUUCUCCGUACUUUUAUAUACUUACUAAGAAAGAACUCACACAAGAAGUUUCAGCAUUCAUUAGCAAGAAGUUUAGCGGUUCAGUGCUAUCUGUUGAGCAAAUCUCCAAAGAAGAUCUUGAUUUGCCAAAUCAUCUUAUUGGUCUUAAGCAGCGCUACUUAAAACUGACUUUUUCAUCAAUGCACGAGUUGACAAAAGUGAAACAAACCAUAAUGACGAGUGUACGCAAAAACCGCAAAAGAGAUAAAAACAACACUUUUUAUACAGAAAUGUUGACAUCAGCUUUGAUGAAUAAAGGAGAUGCAGGAGCCACAAAGAAGAUGUCUGAUCAUAUGGAGAACAUCUUAGAUAUAAGAGAGUAUGAUGUCCCGUACCAUGUCCGAGUGUCAAUCGACCUCAAGAUCUUUGUUGGCUUGUGGUACUCUGUACAUAGCAGAGGUCCAUUUGAUGCUCCUGCCAUCACCAGGCGAGAAGACCUCAUAGAGCGACCAGAUCCCAUUGUGUUGGCGUUUGACAUAGAGACUACUAAACUGCCACUCAAAUUCCCAGAUUCUGCUACUGACCAAAUAAUGAUGAUUUCGUACAUGAUUGAUGGACAGGGAUAUUUAAUUACAAACAGAGAAAUCAUAUCUGAAGAUGUCGAAGACUUUGAGUAUACACCUAAACCUGAAUUUGAAGGAUUCUUCACAGUUUUCAAUGAACCAGAUGAAAAUGCUCUGCUACAACGAUUUUUUGAUCAUAUCAUGGAGGUUCGUCCACACAUUUUCGUGACAUACAACGGUGACUUCUUUGAUUGGCCAUUUGUUGAGACUCGAGCAGCAGUGUACAAUCUAGAUAUGAAGCAAGAAAUUGGGUUUUCUCGCAACAAAGAAGGUGUCUACGCUUGCCGACCUGCUAUGCACAUGGACUGUCUCUGUUGGGUAAAGCGAGACUCAUAUUUACCUGUUGGUUCUCAAAACCUGAAAGCUGUUGCCAAAGCUAAGCUGAGAUACGACCCUGUAGAGCUUGACCCGGAGGACAUGUGCAGACUUGCCUCAGAAGAGCCCCAAGUGUUAUCCAACUACUCAGUGUCAGAUGCAGUCGCUACAUACUACUUGUACAUGAAGUAUGUUCAUCCUUUCAUAUUUGCCCUCUGCACCAUCAUCCCAAUGGAACCAGACGAGGUUCUGAGGAAGGGGUCAGGCACGCUCUGUGAGGCAUUGCUGAUGGUUGAAGCAUUCCACGCCAACAUUGUUUUUCCUAACAAGCAAGAAUCCGAGCUUAAUAAGCUGACAGAUGACGGUCAUGUGUUGGACCAGGAGACAUAUGUGGGAGGUCACGUAGAGGCACUGGAGUCUGGAGUGUUCAGAGCUGACCUGCCUUGCCGCUUCCGCAUGGUUCCAGAGGCAUUUGACAAGCUCAUUGCUAGUGUUGAAAGAGCUUUAAGCCAUGCUAUUGAAGAAGAAGAAAAGAUUCCUUUAUCCACGGUAACAAACUUUGAAGAGAUCGCUCUAGACAUCAAAGCAAAGCUGGCAGAUUUGAGAGAAACUCCUUGUCGAAUGGAAAACCCAAUUAUUUACCAUUUGGAUGUAGGUGCGAUGUACCCCAACAUCAUCUUGACCAACCGAUUGCAGCCAUCUGCCAUGGUGGACGAGACAACGUGCGCCGCAUGUGACUUCAACAGACCUGGCGCUACCUGUCAGCGACACAUGACUUGGAUGUGGCGUGGAGAGUUUAUGCCUGCAACAAGAAACGAGUUUGAGCGGAUCAAGCAGCAGCUAGAGACAGAAAAGUUUCCACCCUUGUUCCCUAGCGGACCUCAGCGAGCAUUUCACCAGCUCGGCCGAGAGGAGCAAGCUGCCAUAGAGAAGAAGAGGCUUGCAGAGUAUUGCCGCAAGGCUUACAAAAAGACACAUGUGACUCGCGUGGAGGAGCGCACCACUACCAUCUGUCAGAAGGAGAACUCGUUCUACGUUGACACUGUGAGGGCAUUCAGGGAUAGAAGAUACGAGUACAAGGGAUUGAACAAGGUUGCCAAAAAACAGGUUGCUGAGGCUAUUAAGAAAGGAGAUGCAGGAGAAAUAAAGUCAGCCAAGAACCGAGAAGUUUUGUAUGAUUCUCUUCAGUUGGCUCACAAAUGUAUUCUGAAUUCGUUCUAUGGCUAUGUCAUGAGAAAGGGAGCACGGUGGCACAGUAUGGAGAUGGCUGGUAUUGUGUGCUACACAGGAGCCUCCAUCAUCACAAGAGCCAGAGAGAUCAUUGAGCAGGUAGGGCGACCACUGGAGCUAGACACUGAUGGUAUCUGGUGUGUAUUGCCUGCCUCCUUCCCUGAGAACUAUAUUGUGGAGUCUACACAUCCAGGAAAAGCGAAGGUCACCAUCUCCUUUCCUAACGCUGUUCUCAACUCCAUGGUCAAGGAUUUCUACACAAAUGAUCAGUACCAUGACCUCAAGGACCCCAAGACAUUGCAUUAUGAACAGCGAAGUGAGAAUUCCAUAUUUUUUGAAGUUGAUGGUCCUUACUUAGCCAUGGUUCUACCAGCCUCCAAAGAGGAGGGCAAAAGGCUCAAGAAGAGAUAUGCUGUAUUCAACUUUGAUGGAUCUCUGGCUGAGCUCAAAGGGUUUGAGGUAAAGCGACGUGGAGAGUUGCAGCUGAUCAAAAUAUUCCAGUCAUCUGUGUUUGAGUCUUUUCUCAAGGGGGAUACACUGGAGAAAUGUUAUGAAUCUGUAGCUAAAGUUGCAGACUACUGGCUAGAUGUCCUUUAUAGCAAGGCCUGUAACAUGCCUGACUCUGAGUUGUUUGAGCUGAUCUCUGAGAAUCGUUCGAUGAGUCGCAAGCUGGAGGACUAUGGCAGCCAGAAGUCCACGUCUAUCAGCACAGCCAAGCGGCUGGCAGAGUUUUUGGGAGAUCAGAUGGUCAAGGACGCUGGCCUCGCCUGCAAGUUUGUAAUCUCUCGCAAGCCAGAGGGAGCUCCAGUCACAGAGAGAGCCAUUCCACUUGCGAUAUUCCAGGCAGAACCAAGCGUCAAGAGACAUUAUCUUCGCAAAUGGCUGAAAGAUAACUCCAUAAACAACGUAGACAUUCGACAAGUGUUGGACUGGAACUACUACAUUGAGAGGCUGGGUGGGGCAGUACAGAAGAUCAUCACUAUUCCUGCUGCUAUGCAAGGGCUUGCCAACCCAGUGCCCAGAGUCAGACACCCAGACUGGCUUCACAAGAAGAUGUUGGAAAAGAAUGACGUUCUCAAGCAGAGACGAAUCAAUGAACUGUUCUCUGCUGUACCCAAGCCAAUAAAUAAGGAGACCGCAUUGGAAGAGCCUGGCUCUAGUGAGCAGCCUAUGACGUCAGAUAUUGAGGACUUGGCAGCAGGCAGGAGUGGUGGAGGUAAGAGACCUCUGGCCUACAGUAGCAAGAGGAAGAGAGACGGAGACAAAUCCCCCGGCUCUCUGUCUCAGCAGCCAGUCACUACGUCAUGGAGAGAGGCCCUGGGAACUCCACCACCGUUUGGCACAACCAAGACCGAACGAUUGGCGUGGCUUGAGUAUCAGAAGAAGAAGUGGGCCUGGCAGAGAGAGAAACGACAGUUACGAGCCUCGGAGGCCAAGAAGAUGCGCUAUGUCGGGGGUGGUGAUGCUGUGAGAACUGUCAGUCACCCUGGGAGCAGCACGUCUACAUUGGGGGGGUUCCUGCGCAAGGCUCAACAAACACUGCUCAAUACUCCCUGGCAGAUCAUACAAGUAGGAGAGACCAGUGAGCCAGGAGUGCUGCGUUUGUGGGCUCUGGUUGGUCAGGAGCUACACCAGCUGAGGCUGGUAGUACCACGAGUUUUCUACGUCAACCAGCGCAGCCCACGGGAUGAGGCAGACGACGUGUUGUGGCGCAAAGUCAACCGCAUCCUGCCUCGCUCCCGACCAGCCUUCCACCUCUAUGAGUUCUCCGUGCCCGAGGAACUUUACAGAGAGCACAGCCAGGAGUUGAUGGCAGAUCUGUCCAUGCCAGACAUAGAAGGUAUCUACGAGACCCAAGUGUCACUGGAGUUUCGAGCUUUGCUGCGUCUGGGCUGUGUGUGUGCCGUUGGGAGAGAGGAGGCACGUCGUCUGGCAGCCACAGGCAUCCGUGACCUCAACACCUUCAACCUCACCCAGCUGAACAUGCUCAGUUUGGCCCAGCAGUCAUAUCUCAGUGAGGGUGAGAAAAAUGUGCGUCACAUCUUCCUGUACCACCACAAGGCUAUGUCCGGGCCACGAGCGCUUAUCGGCCUCUUCAUGCCAGCUGCUAAGAAAGCUCUGGUCCUUAUCCUGGACAGUGUGCGGACCAACCAGAUGCCUAACCUCUCCUCCGUCAUCACUGCUGAGAAGAAUGCAAAGAUCAGCAAAGGCAAGAGUGCAGAUGAGUUGCCAGAAACAGAGCUGAGUUUUGAGGUGAGAGUUGAAACGGAGUUCCGCCAAGCCUGCAGACAGAUCCAGCGAGCACUGCAGGCUUACAGGGAUGAGAAGAAGGGACCAACGCUGGUGGCUGUACAGUCUCAGAUGGACAUCCCAGCCCUUGUAUCAAACAUGCCAGGACUGAACGACUUUCCCUUGGUACCCAUCCACAUUCAGGACUUGGAUUCACUAUAUUCGAGCCUGGACUGGCAGCGUGUUGGAGCCAAAAUCAUGGUCAAACAUUACCUCAACAUGGAGACAAGUCUGCAGCUCGCCACAGAGCAGUGCAGAUACUUCCACAUCCCGCUGGGUAACUUGCCUCCAGACCCCACUCUGUUUGGGGCGGACCUCUUCUAUGCCAGACACCUGUUGAAACACAACUACGUGUUGUGGUGUUCCUCUACAGACAAGCCUGAUCUGGGUGGCCGGGAGGCUGAUGACAACAGAUUGUUAACAGAGCUGGAGGAGAGCACGAGUGUAGUGACCAACGACAGUGGCUGCUACUCCACUGUCUGUGUGGAGCUGGAUCUGGACAGUUUAGCAGUCAACACUUUGCUUCAGUCACACCAUGUCAAUGAUAUGGAAGGUACCAGUUCCAGUGUGUCAUUUGACUUGAUGCCACAAACCUCAAUAGACGAGAUGGUGGGAGGCCAGACAACAGUGUUGCCAACCUAUGACGAGACAGCACUGAGCAGUGGCGCCUUCCGUGUCCUUCGUCACAUGGUCAAUGCUUGGAUACGAGAUGUGUCCUUGCAUAGAAAUGUCUUUGCUGACUUUCAGAUUGUACACUUUUACAGAUGGCUUCGUUCCCCCAAUGCCUUGCUUUAUGAUCCAGCCCUUAGAAGAACUUUGCACAAUCUUAUGAAAAAACUGUUCAUGCAGCUUGUGUCGGAAUUCAAACGUUUGGGAGCAGUCAUCGUGUACGCCAACUUCAGUAAGCUGAUACUAUGUACCAAGAAGAGAACUGUAGAGGACGCCAUUGGCUAUGUAGAGUUUGUCGUAACAUCAAUCCGUAAUAAGGAACUAUUCCAUGGCAUCCAGAUGUCUUAUCAUCAGUGCUGGGAAUAUCUUAUGUGGCUUGAUUUGUCAAACUUUGGAGGUGUGAAGGGCAAGUUGCCGUCAGGGUUGUCAGGCGUAGGAGAGGGAGACUUGACCUCUGGCAAUGUCAACACUGACAACGCUGACAAGGACGAGGACGAGGAGGAUGAAGGGGUUGAUCUCAACAAGGACAGCGAGGAAACAGAGGAGGAUGAUGAUGGUCCAGAGAUUGUGAUGAACUGGAACAUGGUGGAGUAUCUGCCAGACAGUGUGCAGAUGAACUUCUCUGCUGUCAUCGCUGGUUACAUGAGCGCAGUCUACCAACAACUGAUAUCCCAGGAGCCCAGCCGCACACCCCGAGUGCGUCGGAUGAGUCAACUUAGUGGCACACAGACCCUACCCCUGGGUGUCGGUGCUCACACUGACAUAGCUGACUUUGCUCGCCAACUCAUCUCCACUGACAUGGCACAGAAAUUAUUUUUAAUAACUCAGCGCAUCCACAAAAAGUUGCCAAGUCAAACAAUCGAAGGAGAAGCCAAAGUGCCAGGAGUCAUCUUGACCACUAUGAACCCUGCCCUGGAGUUUGUCAAAUCAGUUAUAAAGGUGUUAUCCCUGGACCCCAGCACUGGUAAUGAGGUGACUAAGCUACGUAGAAACAUGUUACGUCUGAUUGGUGAAGGAGAGUUCGGCGAGGCUGCACAGUGGAAAGACCCUUGCUUCUCCUUCGUCCUGCCUGAAGUGAUCUGUCGUGCCUGUAAUCACUGCCGAGACAUCGACCUGUGCAGGGACAACAACAAGACCACUGUCAAUGGGAGUUCUGCUUGGCAAUGUCCUCUCUGCAACACUGCUUAUGAGAACAGUGAGAUAGAGCAUCUUCUGAUUGACAUCAUCAACCGCAAAACCAUGGCCUAUAUGCUGCAAGACCUGCAGUGCAACAAAUGUCUUCAGAUUAAGAUGGAGAACCUGGCAGAGUACUGUCCGUGUGCUGGGCAGUUCCAGACCCUCAUCAAGAGACAAGACAUUGGUCUGCAUCUGAAGACAUUCCACAGUAUCUCACUGCACUACAACAUGGCGUCCCUACAGCAAACGAUAUCCUGGAUAGUGGCUCAGUCUCCCUCCCUUGGAGUCACCCUCUCGUAAACCAUGGACCCAAACUUACAUGUGUGACACCUGUUCAAUUAAGAUUGCCUUAUUGAAUACAUACAACUUUAAAAGAUAAAUACAGUAGAACAUCUUUAAUCCGAACUAAUUGGGACCAGGGGUAGUUCGGACUAUUGAAUAGUUCGGAUUACAGAACAUUUUGUUGUUUUUACAUAACAAUAGCUAAAACAUGGCUAAAAUUGAUCAACAUUAUUUUUGGGAAAGUGAAAAAAUGUUUUAUAAAGUAAAAUACAGUGUUUAUUUAAUACAGUAGUUAAACAUGGUGAAUAAAACAUACUGUAAAUUAAAUACAGUAUACAAUAAAGAACUGCUGUACUGUGUAUAGAGUACAGCAAUGAGGGGUUCGGAUUAGUGGACGUUCGGAUUACGGGGGUUCGGAUUAAAGAGGUUCUACUGUAGCUUUUUUAUUUUUUUAAUUUGGAAGCAUUUUGAUUGUACGGUGAAAAGUUAAAAGUUGUAAGGAAAUAAGUUAUAAAGUUUAUGGAAUAUUACUUAAAUAAAAACAGUCAGACUCAGAAAUUGUCCUAACUUUGAACAUAAAACGGUUCCCGAUUGCUUAAGUUUAUCUUUUUUUUUUACUUAUAAAAGCUUGUAAAUCUUGUCAGGACUUAGGGACCUAAAUAACAAGUAAAAAACUGAGUAAUGAUAAAGCUGUAAAUCUGAGCUGUAAUUUACAUUUCUAGAUUUAAGGUUUUUUGUAUCUGCUUAUAAAGUACCGUAUAAACAUUAAUAGUUAUGUCUAAGAUAAAAU